Messenger RNA from Rosa rugosa (rugosa rose), 2334 nucleotides. RefSeq lists its product as uncharacterized. The record is from RefSeq and is a predicted model, not a curated record. Lineage: Eukaryota; Viridiplantae; Streptophyta; Magnoliopsida; Rosales; Rosaceae. The coding region runs from base 718 to 2334 and encodes 538 amino acids. The transcript is spliced from 13 exons.
GGAUGAAGAAUACUGUUUUACUGUUUCUUAUAAGGGGCGGAAAAGCCCUAUUUGUCCUCACUGUUCCAGGAUAAUAUCAAGAAGGUGGAAAAGUCAUUUCUGACCUUGCUCUUCUCUGCGUUGGAUAUGGAUCGUUGUUUGGGUUUGGAAUUCAGCCGCUCAGAUCAAGAAAUAAAAAAGCAAAAGAAGAGAAAAGAAGGAAAAGAAGAAUCGAAGAGAGGGGAAGAUCUCGCCGAUAACCGUCGGGUUUGGAACUCAGCCACUUAGAUCAAGAUCAAAAAAAGCAAAAGAAGAAUAGAAAAGAGGAGAAGAUCUCGCCGAGAGAAGAGAGCAGAGAGAAAAGAGGAAUAGAAGAGACGAAAGCAGAAACGAAAGAAGAGAGAAGAAAGAAAAGAGGGAUAGAAGAGAAAAGAAAGACGAACGGAAUAGAGGAAAGGAGAAGAUCUCGGCGACAAUAGAUCGGUUGCAAGAUAGCUGAUGUUCAGAAAAGGCAAUUUUCACGUCAUCAUCUGAGUAGGAGAAAGGAUUGGAGCAGGCGAGGCCGAUUAAAGGAAGAGGAGAAGAACUUGGUUUGAAUUCUGUUUGGAUCAAUUUUGGGUCGUCCUUUCUGUCGAUUUUGAAAGGUUUCAAAUUGAAGGGGUAUUGUUUGCGCUCCAGUUUGGGAUUUAAGUGAUCGAUUGGAAAAAGCUGAAGUUACGGUUGCUUUUUACAGAAUUUAUGCAAAAUAGUCUACAUAUCAUUUGGCUGCCACUGUUCCUUGGUCUACUGUUUAACGUUGUGUCCAUCUUUGAUUCGUAUUCAGAGCUUUGGGACAGUGUGCACUCAGUUAUGGCAUGUGAUAUCACGCACAAAAGAGGAAAAAGAAUGUUGGAACAAAAUGAUGCUGAAGGUCUAAAUCGUGAUGCAGAGAUAGAAACAAGAAACAACAGUGAGAAUUUUUAUGCCAUGAGAGGCCAAACUGAUAGUGGGGAUUUUGGUACAGAGGGAAUGCAUCAAAGAAGAUCAAGAAGACCAAGACGUGUUACUGAACCUGCAAUAAUAGAGGAAAAAUACACUUCUAAACAGUUGAAUAGAAGAUCAAGAGGGCGAAGACAUGUUGCUGAACCUGCAGUAACAGAAAAAAAUGACAGCUCUGAACACUUGAUUAGAAGAGUUGAACCUGCUGAAGAAAAUAACACUCUGUUGUUGAAUCAAACUUUUGUUAACAGUGAACAUUCGCAUGUUAGUCAUACAGGUCACUGUUCGUUCUCAUUCGGUCAGGCAUCAUAUCAGAAAAGUAGAGCAGGAUUGAUUAUGAGAUAUGAAGAUUUGGGUGAUAAUAUUCAUGAAUGCAAUUAUUGCAAUGCGAAUUUUUGGUCUAGAGAGGCUCUUAAACAAUCAUCUUCAAAUGCACCUCUCAUUUAUACAAAUUGCUGUCAAAAAGGUCAAAUCCAAGUUCAGUCAUCAAAAGAAGCUCCAUAUUUUCUUGAACAAUUAUUAGAUCCAAAUAAUGACUCAAAUAGCAGAGUAUUUAGAGAGAAUAUUAGAGUCUAUAAUUCAAUGUUUUCUUUUACAUCAAUGGGAGCAGCAAUUGAUAAAAAUAUUAACAUUGGUUCAGGUCCCUAUGUUUUUAAGAUAAGUGGGCAAGUACACCAUUUAAUGGGUUCUGUUUUACCUUCUGAUGGAGAAUGUCCUAAAUUUGCUCAGCUAUACAUAUAUGAUACAAAAAAUGAGAUUUCAAAUCGGAUUAAUGCUAUUGAUCCUACUCAUGUUAAUACGAAAAUUAAGCCAGAUAUUGUACAAGGACUGAUAAAAAUGUUUGAUGAAAACAAUGAUUUAGUAAAAGAAUUUCGAACAAUGAGAAACAAGUUUGAAGCUCAUUCUUUAUCUUCGUUUAAUAUGACUAUACUUGAUCAUCAACCUACUGAUAGUAAACAAUAUGAACAGCCAACAAGUGAAGAAAUUGGUGGUUUAAUAGUUGGUGACAUUGGACAAUUUGAUUCAAAUAAAGAUAUUAUUAUUCAAUCAAAUAGCGGAAAUUUACAGCGCAUUUCUAAAUAUUUCCUCUGUCUUAGAGGAUAUAAUCUGCGAAACACACUUCUUUGUCAAUCCAUUGCUGAUAAAGUUCACAAAGAAGCUCUAGCUCUUUUCUCUAAGUUGCAUCAGAGUGGAUUAGGUCAUGACGAUGUCAGUGAGCACUGUGUUCUUAGUAGGAUAAACAAAGUUGAUUAUGAUGAAGGCAAUUUGACAGCUGAUCACGGUUCAAAUAAUUUCCUUUCUAAAGUAUGGUUAAAUUCGAUAACGGUGCUACACAGUGAAGGAUCCAAAGUUGAUUAUGGUUUUUGGGAAAUAUAG